Molossus molossus (Pallas's mastiff bat) is the source of this 2586-nucleotide messenger RNA. RefSeq names its product dynein axonemal intermediate chain 3 (gene DNAI3). Gene Ontology annotation, molecular function: dynein light chain binding; dynein heavy chain binding. The record is from RefSeq and is a predicted model, not a curated record. Gene Ontology annotation, biological process: cilium movement involved in cell motility; inner dynein arm assembly. NCBI's taxonomy places the organism in Eukaryota, Metazoa, Chordata, Mammalia, Chiroptera, Molossidae. Bases 1 to 2586 code for a protein of 861 amino acids. Gene Ontology annotation, cellular component: inner dynein arm. The transcript is spliced from 22 exons.
AUGGGUCAUCCAGAAAUUUAUCCUUUAGUGUUAACUACCAAGACCCAAGAAAUAUUCAACUGCCGAAUAGAUGAAGACCUGACAGAUGAACAACCUUAUAAACUUAUCAAAAAACAAGAUAUUUUGACAGACUUUUACAACAGAGCUGCAGUAUCUGAUUUCCACCCAGUCAAAAAAGUCAUCCAGAACUAUCCUGGAGAUGAAAUUCUGAUUGUUUAUGACAAAGACUUCAAAUAUGGACUCAACUUUUAUGUUAUUGGAACGGAAGAGGGCAAGGAGAACUAUUUAAAUCCCCCAGAAACUCCAGAAGAACAGGAGGAACAUAAAGAAUUUAAAGAGCAUGCUUCUGAAGACACGUAUCUUUAUAAGCCACCUGUCUCUAAGCCGUGGGUUUCUUUGGGCAGUGAAAUAGAAAUUGAGGAGGAAUCAGUAAAGGGAUCUACAAAGCAGAUUACGUAUAUGAUUUCUCGAAAACGAAGAGAAUUUGGUGCACCAAUUAAGUUCAGUGACCAGAAUGCUUCCAGUGUAAAAGAUGCCUGUAUUGAAUGUAUAGCCUACCCAGACAGAAACUUUGUUAUCAAGCAGUUGGAGAGAGAUGUUGGCAUGCAAGUAGUCCCCCAAGUCAAGGACACAAGUACUCAGACAAAAUGGACAUAUCCCAAAAAUGCGACUACACAAUAUUAUCCGAGAGAAUUUUUAGAAGAGGAAAAAGAAAUACUUGGACAAUCAAAGCCUUUAGCUGAUUUUCUUAACAACAUGUCCAUAAGUGUUGAAAUAGCCCUGCAACAAAAUGAAAUCACGAACACAUUUAUUGAUGACUGGAAAUGUCUAGCAGAAGAAGAAGGCACCUUUGGGGACAAGACCGAUACCCACCUGAAGGAAUACCAGUCCUUUACCGACCUUCAUAACCUAACGGAGAAAAUGAUCACCUGUGUCUCCUGGCAUCCGGAUAUCUAUGGGCUAAUAGUUGUGUCGGUGGCCAUGCGACUCUCCUUUGAAGAGAGAGUUCACUUUUCUGGUAAAUUAUUGCUGCAACCAUCACUGAUUCUUUUCUGGAGCUUCUCUGAUCCCAUACAUCCUCAGUUAAUGCUGGAGAGCCCAGAGGACAUUUUCUGCUUCAAGUUCUGUCCAUCUGACCCUAACAUUAUCGCUGGAGGCUGCAUCAAUGGGCAGAUUGUCUUGUGGGACAUUACCAGACAUGUCGACCGCAUAGAACACAUAAAGACCGGCAGCAGUAGAAGUAAAAAAGCCACACUCAAGCCCAUGUUUCUCCUUGAACCAGACAUUAAUAAAGAAGCGAUGUAUAUCAGACACUGCGCAGUCUCCUCCAUAGAAAAUGGACAUAAGAAAGUGAUUACAGAUAUACACUGGCUGCCUAACACAUUUGAGAUUAACAGAAUGGGUUCCGUCUUUGAGAAUCGAAGUGGGAUAUGCUGUCAACUUGUCACCUGCUCUGCAGAUUGCACAGUAUGUUUUUGGGACAUCAGACAACAGAAAACUGCAACCCCUCAACCAACAGAAAAAAAGAAAGAAGAAAGUAUUGAAAUUCCUUCUGACAUACCACCUACUUUUUUGCAUCUAGAUCUCUCCUGGAAACCUCUCUCUAAGCUAAAACUAUCUAGAGGUGAUACAAGUUUAGACCACUGCUCAACCAGGAUAAGCCUGAAUGAAGACUAUGUCCUUUUCAGAACACAAGAAAGGGUGUUAUCUCAGAACAAAGUCAUAAACGCCGAAGGAAUGAACCCAUACCAUAACCUGGAGAGCGGGCUGGCCAAUAUCCUCAAGCCAAUAGAAGACUUCUCUACAAAGUUCUUUGUGGGAACAGAGGAAGGCGAAGUGUUAUACGCAGAUUGGAAAAUGGAAAGAGACUCUGAAACUGGCCGAUUGAUGACAAAGAAGCCAGUGAGCCUCAACAGUGUCCAUGAUGGUGUCGUCCACACUGUUCAGAGGUCACCUUUUUACAAGGACAUUAUCCUCACCAUUGGGGGAUGGAACGUGGCCAUCUGGAAGGAAGGUGUCAUGACUGGACCCCUCCUUCAGUCAUCCUGUGCUCCGAAAAGGUUCACCUCGGGGCACUGGUCUCUGACAAGGCCCGGCGUCUUCUACAUUGGCCGAGAGGACGGCUGUGUCGACAUCUGGGACCUUCUAGAGAAAACCCAUGAACCAGCCCAGUCACAAAACAUCUGCAUAACUAUGAUCACCUGCAUCAGACCCUGGAACUUUUCUGCUAAGCAGCAAUUCAUAGCCAUAGCUGAUUAUUACGGAACACUGCAUAUAUUAGAGAUUCCUUGGACAUUAAGUCACCCUUCCUCCAAUGAGGUAUCAAGUAUAAGCUACUACUUUGAAAGAGAAGUCAAACACCUGGAAUACGUGGAACAGCGCAAGAAAAUCCGUGAGCAAGAAAAGAAAGAAAUGGAGCAGGAGACGGAGAAGAAAAAAGUUAGAAAGUAUCAGAAGGGAAAAGAACAACUGGAUGCCGAGCUGAAGAUGGACUACGAGAGUUACCUGGACCUGGAAAAGACUGUCCUCAUCAACCUGGGCAUGAUCAGAGUGUCGGACACGCGGUCGUUCAUGGAGGUAGUGUAG